Messenger RNA from Amoebophrya sp. A25, 5294 nucleotides. Lineage: Eukaryota; Dinophyceae; Syndiniales; Amoebophryaceae. The record is from the annotation of a GenBank genome assembly.
AAGAUAGUUACAGUGAACGUAUUGACUUUUCCCCUCCAUUAUAAAUACCCGGGUUCGCAUGUAGCAAUAGCUGAAAUGUGAAAAUUAGUUAUCGAAACAAAUAGCUUCGAGCGAUGAAAUAUCUUUCAAAGCCAUGAUUUCUUCUGUAAUUUAACAAAGAGAUUGAUGUUUAUUUUAGCGCAAUAGAUAUCUAGUGUAAUUGUCCAUACUCGCUUCCCUAACACUGAACAUCACUGGUAGCAUGAUAAUUGCUUAGGAAUUCGGCCCUGUUUGUGUACAAAUUUCCUUCAGCCGUGUGAAUGUUUUUCACAUACCUUUUCGAGUAGAUUGAUAGUAUUCGUUACUGGGAUACUGUAUUGAGUGGAAUCCAUCCCUUGCUUAUAAAACUCAAAUACCUAUGAUAUAUUGAUAGGAAUAGUACCAGACUGUUAACAGUGAUUGAGUAAAACUGCUGAUUAUAGAGUACGCAUAAUGCUACGAUUAGUUUUUUAGUCGAAAUCCAGAAGACUUCACAGGCGUCAAAUCAAUAUCUUGAUUUUAACAUCUGCAUAGACUGAUAGUUUUUUCGUUUCAAAAAAUGCAAAAAUGAGUGUUGCAGCCCAAACAGUGCGUCUUUUGCCGACGCGAACUGAGAGGAGAAAAAAGCGCGGCCAGAAAGGGCUAUCACCAAGUGUAGCGCUCUUUGCUGCUAUCGCAUUUUUGGUGAUCGAUACCUUGCUUCUACCAUGGUUGCAUGGUUCCAAGAAUGCCAGCCUGCUAAAGAAGAUGAACGACCGCAGCACAAGUUCGAGCAAGAGCAAACUUCAGAGUCUGAUUUCCGACGACAUAUCUUUAGCGGCUGACGCGCCGAGAAACGCGACAAGGCAUGAAGGACAAGUGGUUCCGAAAAGCAGGCAACACGAAGUUUCGAAAAGCAGUUCCAAAGAAGAAACAGUCGUGGCUCCCGCCGCAGUCAGGCUACAUGCAGAUGUUGAGGGGGGCGACAUUGCCAGGAAGAAGCACGAAUCUUCUGAAAGAAGGAUCCUCGGGCCGAGUGAAGAUAGGACGGCUUCGACUUUUGUUGGAGAUGUGGAUAAAGUGCUAGAAGAUCCUAGCAACAGCGCGAUUGAGGAUCGCGUUGUCGACAAGGUCGAUGAAGAAGAACUGCAGUUGCGUCGCAUGCAGCGUGAGGAUGAGGAGGCUUCCUCCGCCAAAGCGGAGAAGGCCAAACAGCAGGAAGUCCACGAAGAAGAGGAGGGCGAGGAAAUUGAGGUUCAGGGUUGGAUUUACGUCUGUGAAAUCGCAACUGUGAUAGUGCUCUCCUUGCUCUUUGAGGCCGGCGAAAACAAUGUGCGUGAGAAUCUGGAAGAGCAGGAAAAAGAGGUGGCCCUAGAGAUUCUGGACUCCUGUUUUGGCGAGUUGACGAUUCUGGGGUUCAUCGGUCUCGCGGUCUUCAUCAGCACGAAAACGGGAGCUGCGGAGGAUUUGGCGAAGAAGAUUUUUGAUGGCUACCACGGAGGCGGUGAAAAUCCUCUCGCCGAAAGUUUCGAAAACGUGCAUAUGUGUAUCUUCUGCGUGAUGAUGGUUUUCAUGCUGCAGGCGGCCACCUUGAUGCACAUCUCCGAACAGCUGGAUCGAAUCUGGGAUCGGUGGGAGAACAUGACUCCGAAAGGGCACGCGAACAGUUUGGAGGCGCACCUGCAACACCACGGCUACCUGGACAAGGACGGCAAGAUGAAAGACGCUUUUACCACGGUGUCUUUCCAAGAGAGAAUGUGGCAACUUGACUCGCACAAGAUGUUGAUCAUUUGGCACGCGCUAAGGCAUAUCUUCAUUUACCCGGUCACUCUUGAGGAUGAAAGGAAAAAGCUGGGGAGCACGGAAGUCGAGGUGAAGGAUCCUGCCAGCUUUGACUUUCGCAUGUACCUGAACAGCAAGAUGGGAGAAUUCUUGAUUGACCUAGUCGAAGUCGACAUCAAAACCUGGUUUUUUUCCCUGCUCGUCGUGGUGCCCUUCGUGUCCAUCGCGACAAGUGUGGACCCGACGGUUAUCAUGGCACUGCAAACGAUGAUGGGGAUUCUCUUCUCGGGCGUUUUCGUUUUUCUGUUGCGGGAUCUGACGAGAAUCGAGUACUCUCUCUCGCCGCAAAUGAGUGAGGACGCGGCGGACUGGCUCUCACACAUGGCUGAGUCGUGGGCGGAGACGCGAAGCAAGAACGGGGGAGGGCGCAAGAUGAUGACGCUCGACGUUGAGGGUUCUGGACGUGUAAAGGGAGGUCUAUUGUCCGACGACCUGGACCCGGAACUGCGCGCAAAGUUGCUCGGUCAAAGCUUCAGCACGCAUGAAGCUCUGUAUAAUUGGCUUAUAAACUUUGGUCUAUUUUCUUUGUUCUAGAUAUGCGUGGUUUUGGGUUAUUGGGUAGAACUCCAUGUAACUACCUCUUUGCAAACUAAUAGAUGGAUGCUGUACCUUUUUUGUGUGAUGCCCUUCGUGCAUUGUAUAUGUUUGAGUUACUACAUACGUCAUUCAGAUUUUGAGAAGAUGCCUAGAAAAAAGCAAUGCCUCCUGUUACCAGGGAUGCUGGGGCAAGACUUCCAUACAACAUUCUAUGUUUAAGUAUUUUUUCUGAAAUUGAAAAACAUUAGGUUGGCACCGAUCCACAAGACGCGGUGUAUGAAGAAGCUACAGGAGGAGAAAAAGCGCGCAAGCUGCGCGUCACGCGACGAGUAUAUCCUCGAAAGUCGGGAGGAAUGGAAACAAUAUACACGACCGUGGCAUGUGCUCUGGCUCGGCGGCGAUCCGGACUACGUUCCGCAUGAGCAUGAUCAGCUGUUCACCUUUCAUGAGAAGGGAAUCGAGGUUUUGCAUCAGGUAAUGCGAACGAUGAUGUUUCUCGAAGCCAUUCUGGUCGCGAGUUUGAUCGUAGUUUUCUUCGUCUUCGACAAAACGCCGGUCGGAUGGUUGCUCUUCGGGUUAUCAGUUGUACAGUGGCCUGUACAGCUUUUCCUUCUCCUACCUAAGAUCAUCACGAAGUUCACGAUCGUCUCCUCCAUUGAAUGCUACAAGGAUGCCGGGUUGAUCCGCAAGGUUAUGCAGUCGGUGCGGGUGCGACGGUUGCGUGAAGCGGUAGGGAUGAUGCAGAUGGUGAAACUCCGCGGUCGGCUUGCGCGCCUGGUCGAACAGAAGCGUGGCAGUCAGCGCGUUAGUACCGUGCAGAACUUAGGCGAUCCCGUCGAGGAGGAAGAUAUGCUGGGACGAAGGAACAGCGGGAUGCUUAAUGACCUGAAAGAUAUGCUCGGAGAAGGCGAGAACGGGCCGCCGAGCAUGAUGCGGAACUCGCAAUGGCUAGGCGAUGACGACGACGACGACGACGAGAAAAUGAACACGGGACGCCCUCGAGAUGGUAUCACAGCGCGCCAGCAGGCAGAGUGGGAGGCUUUGAUGCUGGGCACAUCGGCACCACUUGUCUCUUUCGCAGACCAGGAUGAGCAUAUUGAUUUAGAAAAGGGUCAAGGGUUGAACGCAGAUGCUUUGAAUCAGUUGAAUGCCCAGGAGAAGCCUGCACAGAAGAAAGAGGGUGAAGCCUCUGCCGCUGCGCCAACGCGGAUAGCUACGAGCAUGCGCAUUUCGACAACCUCAAGCUGCGCGUCGCGCGUCGACAACGCUUUUGCGGGUAUCACGCUGCUGAAAAGCGACAAACGGCAUGGUAGUGCCGCUAUUGUCCUCGAAGCCGAGGGGCGCAUCUCGGAGAAGAACUUCAAGCAGUUGGUGCACAAGUAUCGGAAGUUUAAGGAGGAAAAGCAACGCCACAUCGAGCGCGCCUUCGCGCACAUGGACAUUCACCACACUGGCGCGAUCAGUGUGGCCGAGCUGAGGCAACUCUUCAACAAGAUGAAUAUUCUUCCCAACUCCGACGUGCACCAGUCCGCGGAGCAGCUGAUCCACCUGUUUGAUUUGGAUAACGACGGCGAGAUCAAUUUCGAGGAGUUCAAGGCCCUCAUGGUUUUAGCCUACGAGCCAGGAGACCCUAAGGAGGAAGUGAAAGAUUUCGACCGAUUCUUUGACCUCAUCGAUGAGGACGGGUCCGACUCCCUCUCUUACCAGGAGCUCGCUCAGUGUUGCAAGGAUUUCUUCGGCCUGCCGCUCUCAACCUCUGGUACACCUCAACUAUACUAACCUUCUUACUGUUACUGUACAAGUUGAAGCUCUUGAUUUCAAAGUGCGCUCCACCUAGAGUUAAUCUGUAGUCAGAUCAUCAACGCAGCAGUCGAUAAUUUUUGUAAUUUUUCGUAUGCGCCAGAGUUUUACUGCUAGAAACACGGCACUGCACAUGGUCGAAAGAUAUUUGAACUCGAAUUUGAAUCAGUAUUAGCGUUAUGAAUUGAAAUCUACAGAUCUCGGCGAGAUGGUCUAUCACUGUUUUCGUACGGUGAAGGCGGAGCUGUCACGCGACGACUUCGUUGUUUUUAUGCGCUGGCUCCAAGACGUCGACGGUGGGCCGAUGAAGGAAGAGAGAAUGGAGGUGGAGCGCAGCAGUGGCGAAGAAUAUGUGGCAGAAGAGAUAGAGACCAAGGCCGACGAGGGCGAUGGGACCGCACCGCUCGCCGAUGUCGCAAGUCCGACCAACAUGGGGAACGGAAGGAUAGGAGCGGAGGGGGAAGCAGCGGAUCCAAAUGAUAAUGAUCCCAUGAUGGAGGGCGGCCAAGAGCAAGAUUAUACUACUGGUUACGACCUAGAAUUCGGGGAUCUGAAGAUGGACCGCAUAAGAAUUACCAAGCAAGGACUACCGGAACCGCUUUUGUGGAUUCAGGAGCGGGAGAAAGAGAUGGAGUUUAAGAGGCGACUCACCGAGCAAGGCGUGCCGGUGCCAAGACAGUGGGGAGCAAGCUGGCACCUACCAGACGCUCAACUUCUCAAAGUAGUGCAGCGCGAAGAGGAUGUAUAAGAAGGCUGUUGCACCGCGACCAAAAUUGUAAGAGAGAGAAGUUCGUUCUUAUGUAUAAUUGUGACAAAAUGUAGUGUGAUGCCUCCCCUUCUAUCGGCUUGAUUUAGAGUCAGACUUUAUUGACUGAUCGAAGGUAGAAAGACAUCGUUGUGAAUUAUGUAGACCGGAGUUUAUUUCGAGCAAUUUUUUUUGCAGAUUUAGCUUUUGAUAACCAAAUCGUCCAAGCAUCUUUCCUGGGCGAAAGGGGAUAAAUGACUUGAAUAUUAGUUCACUAAUGUUCGUCGUAUGCUCCUCCCCAGGGAAAAUCUUUUUCAUCUCAUCGAAUACCCUAAUUGUGCUUGAUUUUCAAAAUUUCUUUACUUUCAUGAGU